UUAAUAUAGAUAUAUAUAUUCACCUGUCUAUACAUAUACCCCCUGAAUCAAUUUUCUCUUUUUUCUGAUCUCUGUUUGGAGACUAUAUUGAAGCCACACCUGCACAUGCAUAUACAUAAAUAAACACAUACACACAAAGAUAUUAGAGCAUCAACAACUUGUACUUUGUGCUUUGACCCAAUCAAGCUUCAGUCAAGAAACCUCUUUUAAGCUGAAAUAGCACAAAGAGGAAGCUUGUUUGGAAGGCGUUGCAGCACAGUUGGAAAUGUUAGUUUGUUGCCUCGGAGUUGACCCAGAUUUGAAUCUUGUGUAGAGGUUUUUCACGUUGGAUGGAUAGCCUUUGAGCAAGAAAAAUAGUGCUUUCGGCGUUGUGGAAGUUGAAUUUUCGUUUAUUUUUAUUUUCGAAUUCGAGCUGUUGUAUUUGGGAUGGGCUGUUACUGUUCGAAAUUCACCUCGUGUUGUUUUAUCUCGGAGCAUAACGGACCGGUAAACGAAGCCAAAAACGCUGAAAAUGAGGAGAAAGGCGAAAUCAGCGAUUUGCCUUCGUUUCGUGAAUUUUCGGUCGAGCAACUAAGGAUAGCUACAUCUGGAUUUGCUUUUGAAAAUAUAGUUUCGGAACAUGGGGAGAAAGCUCCGAAUGUGGUGUACAAGGGUAAAAUGGACAAUCAGAGGCGAAUAGCUGUCAAACGUUUUAACAGGUCCGCUUGGCCCGAUGCACGUCAAUUCAUGGAAGAAGCAAAAGCUGUCGGUCAACUUCGGAACCAUAGAAUGGCGAAUUUAAUUGGCUGCUGUUGUGAAGGUGACGAGAGGUUAUUGGUCGCUGAAUUUAUGCCACACGAAACUCUUGCAAAACAUUUAUUUCACUGGGAAGCACAACCUAUGAAGUGGGCAAUGCGGUUAAGAGUUGCUUUAUAUAUUGCAGAAGCUUUAGAAUAUUGUACGAGCAAAGGCCGUGCUCUUUAUCACGAUCUCAAUGCCUACAGAAUUGUCUUUGAUUAUGACUGCAAUCCGAGAUUGUCAUGCUUUGGUUUGAUGAAGAACAGUCGAGACGGAAAAAGUUACAGUACAAACUUGGCAUUUACUCCCCCAGAGUAUCUACGGACAGGAAGAGUUACUCCAGAAAGUGUAUUUUACAGCUUUGGAACACUUUUGCUCGACCUUCUCAGCGGAAAACACAUUCCACCGAGUCAUGCCCUUGAUUUGAUAAAGGAUCGGAACCUUCAGAUGUUGACAGAUUCUUGCUUGGAAGGUCAAUUUUCGACUGAUGGUGGAACUGAGUUAGUUCGUCUAGCUUCAAGAUGUUUACAGUACGAACCCCGUGAGAGGCCUAAUCCUAAAUCAUUAGUUGCUGCAUUGAUUCCUCUUCAGAAGGAAACCGAGGUUCCUUCUCACACAUUAAUGGGUAUACCUCAUGGCGAAGAAGUUCUAUCUCUAUCAGCUCUUGGUGAAGCAUGCCUAAGAAUGGAUUUAACCGCCAUACACGAGAUUAUUGAAAAACUUGGUUACAAAGACGACGAGGGAGUAACAACUGAGCUUUCGUUCCAGAUGUGGACAAAUCAAAUGCAGGAUACGUUGAACUCAAAGAAAAAGGGCGAUGCGGCUUUCAGGCAUAAAGACUUCAGAGUUGCAAUUGAAUGUUACACACAGUUUAUUGAUGUUGGAACAAUGAUGUCACCGACCGUAUUCGGUCGACGAAGUUUGUCGCAUCUGAUGAAUGAUAUGCCUGAAGAGGCGCUAAACGAUGCAGUGCAGGCACAAGUAAUAUCCCCCGUUUGGCAUAUUGCUUCUUAUUUACAAGCUUCUGCUCUUUUCGCGCUUGGCAGGGAAAACGAGGCUCAAAUUGCACUUAAAGAAGGUUCCAUUCUCGAAGAAAAGAGGACCACUAAUUCUUGAAAAUAUGGCAUAAUCAUGUUUUGUUUUGGGAUUUCAGCCCCUGAAUUAUAUAGCUCAAUAUUUUUUUCGUGGUUAAAGGAAAGGGCAAAAAAGUAAAAAAAUUGACCGGUUUCCUUUUUUUUUUUUUCUUUUUUUUUUUUUAAAUAUGGGUUGUAGUUAUGGUCGAGUUUGGAAGAUCGAAAGCUUUUCGAAUAAGGCAAUCUUGAUUCGGUGGCAUUGGAAUUUGGAAUGGGUUUUUCAGUUGUGUUGAUAAAAAAAGGGAUUGGUUUUGCUAUACUGUAAUUCGUGUACAGUGCUGCUGCUUGGGCUUUUGUUCAUUGAGUCUUGAAUUUAUUUGUGGAUAAUUUUAUUUUGUUUUAUUUGAAUUACUGAAAUUCUAGUAAAA
Messenger RNA from Erythranthe guttata (spotted monkey flower), 2278 nucleotides. Its product is annotated as serine/threonine-protein kinase BSK7. NCBI's taxonomy places the organism in Eukaryota, Viridiplantae, Streptophyta, Magnoliopsida, Lamiales, Phrymaceae. Gene Ontology annotation, molecular function: ATP binding; protein binding; protein kinase activity. Gene Ontology annotation, biological process: brassinosteroid mediated signaling pathway; protein phosphorylation. The record is from RefSeq and is a predicted model, not a curated record.